This is a messenger RNA of Rotaria sp. Silwood2, 597 nucleotides long. Lineage: Eukaryota; Metazoa; Rotifera; Eurotatoria; Philodinida; Philodinidae. The record is from the annotation of a GenBank genome assembly.
AUGUACCAGUUUCAAACGAUUGGUCGUAAUGUUAUUGAUUAUGAUAGUAUUACACAAGAUUUACUCAAUGAAAUUACUAAAGAACGUUUACAUCAAUAUUUAACAAAUUAUGAGCAAGUAUCUAUUAUUGGUAUGCCAACAAUUAAAUCACCAUCAGAUGAACAAAUUGAUCCUCAUACACAUGAAAUUGAUGCAACAGAUAGAACUGAAGCUCAAUAUUCAACAACAACAACAAUAAUAGGCUCGAAUGAUAAAGAGAAUCAAACAAAAAAUAUUGACAGUAUAACACCAUUUCAUAAUAUGAAUGAUGAAGUAAUAGACGAGAUGAAUUUAAGAAAUCAAACUGUACAUUUACAUGAAAAUUUGGAUUCUGAAAUGUUAACAGAAAAAUCAAUUAAAAUAUUAAAUAAAAGAUCUAUCAUUAGUGAAGAAGAAGAAGGCAAUAUUCAUCGUGAAAGUUUAGGAUUUAAAAUUCGUUAUCUAAUUGAAAAUCUAAUAUUUGAUAUUAGUUCAUCUCAUAGUUUAAGGCCAAUUAAAUAUAAUGAUGCUUAUACAACAUCAAAUAUGCAACGAUUAUAUAUUGGCGCAAAUAGUUGA